CGUCCAUUUUUCUACAGCUUUAAAAUGGGUCUUUAUUCAUCUCUUAGGGAAGCCCUGAAACUAUCAACUCUGGCAUUAUUUCCUUCAUUGCUAGUGAUGCUCUUGCUUCCAGACCAGUUUAAGACCAGGAAAUCAAUUGGAACAUCUAUCCGUCACCUGGUUAUUUUGUAUGCUGGAGUUUCUGUUGUUUCUUUCACUUGGGAGCUAAGUACUCACUUACUUCAGGUUGUGCAUACAAGAAGAUGCCAUUUUGCACCAUCCCGAGGAUCAGCUGCUGCAGAAACAAAUCCAAGUGAAGGGUUGCUUGAAGCUUUGGAACAAAGCAGCCCUAGAACUCUUUUAAAAUAUCUUGCAUAUCUUGAUUUAUGCAUGAUAUCUGAAAAUAAUGUUGAACCAUGGCGGCGAGCUGCUUUCUUUGAAGAGACAGGCGAAAUGUAUAGAAGGGUUAUAUCUUUGUGUUUGCGCCCUUUAGAGCAUCUUACAUCAAAGCUUGUUGAAGGCUUGGAAGGUCUUACCAUUGAUAAAUUAGAUUUGUUCUCUCAACAAAUGAAUCCAUCUACUGGAACUAAUAUUGAUUCAAACCUUCAUGUUGCUUUCAAUGACUUUCAGCUAUGCUCUUGGAGCGCUCGAACUGUAGCCGCAUUAACUGCACGCUCGCUCUCCGAGGAUAGAUAUGGCGUUGCUCAGCUGACUGGCUCCAAUGUUGCCGUGCUAUCAACACUUCUCUCAACUCUGCUAGCCGUUGAAGCUUGCUUGGGGAAGAAGACGAGCUCACAACCAUCUCACUUCAUGGGGCCUACAAACAUCAGAUGGGUUACAGCAAACACAGGCAGACAUGAUGGAGCUAAUGCAGCCACAAUCAGGAAGAGAGGCCAUCUCCUUCAUGCAAAAGCUUAUUCCAUGGCCGACAUUCUUAGAACAUCAGUCUAUCAGAUUGUAUAUGCCUUCCAGGCUGACAUGCAAGCUGCUGCUAAGAGCUCAGCUUUGGAGAAGAAUUGGGUUACUCCAGGAAAGCCCUUGUAUGGUACAAGGGAGACCCUAAUACAGAAGCUGUAUCAGUUUCUGGAAUAUCGUGCUUGCUGACUCAUUGUUUCAUCCUUUUUUUUUUCUUCUUCUUUUAAUUGGUUUAGGGAUGGAAAAUUUUAGGUGGGAUUUAUGCAGAACUUUUGUUAUGGUGUAUUCCACUCGAUACAAGUUGGUGUAAAUUUUGGCUUGACAAUGUGUGUGCAGCAUUGCAGUAUGUUUCAUAUUCGUACUUGAUGAAGUGUCAUCCACAAAUAUUAUGGUAAAGAUGAAUUUAUGUUAUGUUACGGUUAUUGUCAA
Molecule: messenger RNA, 1323 nt
Organism: Phalaenopsis equestris
Lineage: Eukaryota; Viridiplantae; Streptophyta; Magnoliopsida; Asparagales; Orchidaceae
Biological process (GO): nuclear pore organization
Cellular component (GO): nuclear pore transmembrane ring
Molecular function (GO): protein-macromolecule adaptor activity
Source: RefSeq, a predicted model, not a curated record